UGAGUGUGUGGAGGCGGGGGUGAGAGGUUACAUGGUGGUAAACAAACCUCGAGUUGUGUGUGUGCUGUUGUCAUCUAACUUGUCAUGGAGAACCAUCAGAGUGAAGACACUCACAUCAAACCUUGUGAAUACGAUCCAAAUGUCAAUCAAGAUGAGCUCAUCAUGGCACAGGAAAAACAAAUUGCUGAAGAGAUCAAAGCCAACACUUCAAUGAUAGGGUCACUUCAAGGCCUCGGUUCCUUGGCAAAAGAAUAUUCAAAUGACCCAGUAUAUUCUAGCAAGACACUGGUGACAUACAAUAAGUGUGCUGGAAGCACACCAUUUAGUGAUUCUGAGGUUAGAACUCUUCUACCCAAAUUCUCAAAUGUCCGCCGCACCAGACCAGAUGGCAAUUGCUUCCUCAGAGGUUUUAUAUUUGCUUACCUAGAAUACUGUAUUCAUCAUAGAGAUGAGCUAACUAGAUUCAAGAAAUACCUUGAAGGAAGCAAAGAAGAACUUUUUGAAAUGGGAUUUCCAAAAUUUACUACAGAAGAUUUUCAUGACAUGUUUAUGGAGGUUGUGAAUGAUUUGGAAGGCAGUGGCAGUGUAGGGCGUGUAGAAGCUGUUUGCAAUGAUGCUGGAACCUCUGACUACCUAGUAGUGUAUCUGCGACUUCUUAUCUCGGCACAUCUCCAAAAGAAUGCCGAAUUUUUUAGCUUUUUCAUCGAGGGUGGCAGAACAGUUGAGGAGUUCUGUAAACAGGAAGUAGAGCCAAUGUAUCGAGAAUGUGACCAUCUUCACAUUGUAGCACUGACAGCUGCUAUAGGUGUUGGUGUGAGAGUAAUGUAUUUAGAUCGAGGAGAGGGAGCUGCUGUUGUAUCUCAUGAUUUUCCAGAAGACAAGGAACCAAUUAUUCAUCUGCUCUACCGCCCAGGACACUAUGAUAUACUUUACAAGGCAUAAUAUUAACUUAAUUUAGCUCUGUUGAAAUACAGUAAUAGGAUUUCAUAUACAGUAUUGUAUAUUUUCUUCUCUUGGACAAGGGCAAAAUUUUCCUUUGCUGCCUUCUUCAAUGACAUUUAAGUUAUAUAAAGUUGUAUUCUUUUCAGUAGUAUGUAUCAUUAAUAUACAUAAAAGGUUUUAAUUGCAGUCCAUUAUAUAUACCAUUAAAAUACCAUUCAGUACUGUAUUUCUAACAGUAUUUCUGUGGUCAGGUUCCAGGGACCCCUACUGGAAUAACCUGUCAUUAACUCUCCCAAUACACCAGGAGUAGACUAAGUACUGUAAGCACUUUUUGCCUGGUUAGUCAUCUGUUUUUUUUCUCGUUAACACUUGUGCUUUCUUAUUGUGCAGUCAAUAAGCACUAAUUCAAUUCUUUAACCAGAGGUUUGGUAAGUUGCAGAAGGAAGAUGGAUGGGUAAGGAUGGAAUGAGGAGGAGGGGUAGGUAAGGGAUGAGGAGAGGAGGAAAUAAAGGUAAGUGGCCCAACCAGGGGGGUAUAACAUCUUUUAGGAGAGAAGAAGAGCAGGAUGCGAGUGUGGGGGAGGUGCAUGAGGCAUUACAUAGAAUGAAAGGAGGUAAAGCAGCUGGAACUGACAGAAUCAAGACCCAGUGGCCUGGUGGCUAAAGCUCCCGCUUCACACACGGAGGGCCCGGGUUCGAUUCCCGGCGGGUAGAAACAUUUCGACACGUUUCCUUACACCUGUUGUCCUGUUCACCUAGCAGCAAAUAGGUACCUGGGUGUUAGUCGACUGGUGUGGGUUGCAUCCUGGGGGACAAGAUUAAGGACCCCAAUGGAAAUAAGUUAGACAGUCCUCGAUGACGCACUGACUUUCUUGGGUUAUCCUGGGUGGCUAACCCCCCGGGGUUAAAAAUCUGAACGAAAUCUUAUCUUAUCUUAUCUUAAAGCAGGGGGGGAUAUAGUUUUGGAGUGGUUGGUAUUUAUGGUGUUCUGCUAAUACGGAUAUUUCAAAUUAUGACCAAAACUCGCUGUGCGGCUCCCCCACCAGUUUGUUUACAUUAUCUGUGAGCUCCGUAAGCACCACAUCUAUCCAUUAUGUCUGGAAACUCCAAAAUUUAAGUGCUUUUAAAAGUUAUUUCAUAUAUUAUAUAUAUAUAUUUUUUUUUUAUUAACACACUGGCCAAUUCCCACCAAGGCAAGGUGGCCCGAAAAAGAAAAACUUUCACCAUCAUUCACUCCAUCACUGUCUUGCCAGAAGGGUGUUUUACACUACAGUUUUUAAACUGCAACAUUAAUACCCCUCCUUCAGAGUGCAGGCACUGUACUUCCCAUCUCCAGGACUCAAGUCCGGCCUGCCGGUUUCCCUGAAUCCCUUCAUAAAUGUUACUUUGCUCACACUCCAACAGCACGUCAAGUAUUAAAAACCAUUUGUCUCCAUUCACUCCUGUCAAACAUGCUCACGCAUGCCUGCUGGAAGUCCAAGCCCCUCGCUCACAAAACCACCUUUACCCCCUCCCUCCAACCUUUUCUAGGCCAACCCCUACCCCGCCUUCCUUCCACUACAGACUGAUACACUCUUGAAGUCAUUCUGUUUCACUCCAUUCUCUCUACAUGUCCGAACCACCUCAACAACCCUUCCUCAGCCCUCUGGACAACAGUUUUGGUAAUCCCGCACCUCCUCCUAACUUCCAAACUACGAAUUCUCUGCAUUAUAUUCACACCACACAUUGCCCUCAGACAUGACAUCUCCACUGCCUCCAACCUUCUCCUCGCUGCAACAUUCAUCACCCAUGCUUCACACCUAUAUAAGAGCGUUGGUAAAACUAUACUCUCAUACAUUCCCCUCUUUGCCUCCAAGGACAAAGUUCUUUGUCUCCACAGACUUCUAAGUGCACCACUCACCCUUUUCCCCUCAUCAAUUCUAUGAUUCACUUCAUCUUUCAUAGACCCAUCCGCUGACAUGUCCACUCCCAAAUAUCUGAAUACAUUCACCUCCUCCAUACUCCCUCCCUCCAAUCUGAUAUCCAAUCUUUCAUCACCUAAUCUUUUUGUUAUCCUCAUAACCUUACUCUUUCCUGUAUUCACUUUUAAUUUUCUUAUUUUGCAUACCCUACCAAAUUCAUCCACCAACCUCUGCAACUUCUCUUCAGAAUCUCCCAAGAGCACAGUGUCAUCAGCAAAGAGCAACUGUGACAACUGCCACUUUGUGUGAUUCUUUAUCUUUUAACUCCACGCCUCUUGCCAAGACCCUCGCAUUCACUUCUCUUACAACCCCAUCUAUAAAUAUGUUAAACAUCCACUGUGACAUCACACAUCCUUGUCUAAGGCCUACUUUUACUGGGAAAUAAUCUCCCUCUUUCCUACAUACUCUAGCUUGAGCCUCACUAUCCUUGUAAAAACUCUUCACUGCUCUCAGUAACCUACCCCCUACACCAUACACCUGCAACAUCUGCCACUUUGCCCCCCCUAUCCACCCUGUCAUAUGCCUUUUCCAAAUCCAUAAAUGCCACAAAGACCUCUUUAGCCUUAUCUAAAUACUGUUCACUUAUAUGUUUCACUGUAAACACCUGGUCCACACACCCCCUACCUUUCCUAAAGCCUCCUUGUUCAUCUGCUGUCCUAUUCUCCGUCUUACUCUUAAUUCUUUCAAUAAUAACUCUACCAUACACUUUACCAGGUAUACUCAACAGACUUAUCCCCCUAUAAUUUUUGCAUUCUUUUGUCCCCUUUGCCUUUAUACAAAGGAACUAUGCAUGCUCUCUGCCAAUUCCUAGGUACCUUACCCUCUUCCAUACAUUUAUUAAAUAAUUGCACCAACCACUCCAAAACUAUAUCCUCACCUGCUUUUAACAUUUCUAUCUUUAUCCCAUCAAUCCCAGCUGCCUUACCCCCUUUCAUUUUACCCACUGCCUCACGAACUUCCCCCACACUCGCAACUGGCUCUUCCUCACUCCUACAAGAUGUUAUUCCUCCUUGCCCUAUACACGAAAUCACAGCUUCCCUAUCUUCAUCAACAUUUAACCCUUAAACGGUCCAAAGAGAUUGACGUUCAAAUUCAUAGUGCUACAAAAGUAGAUCUACUUUUUUUUACAUAUUUUCAAAUAUAAAAAAAAAAAUGUAGAUAAAUUUUUUUUUACACGUUUUUAAAUGUAAAACAAAAAAGAUCUGCAUUUUUUUACAUACUUUCAGAUGUUGAAAAAACGUAUAUAUACGUUUGGACCAUUUAAGGGUUAACAGAGUACUAUAUAUUAUAUAUAGUACUCUGAUAAUUAUACUACUUGCAUAUACCUGUACCUAAAUAUACUUACACACUGUGCUGGCAUGCAGGUACACAUUAAAAUCAGUAAGAGUGUCUUACGUCUCGAGACGCCAUAUUAGUAAUGAUAGUAAUAAUACAGUGGACCCUCGGCUAACGAUAUUAAUCCGUUCCAGAGAGCUCAUCGUUAGACAAAAUUGUCGUUAGCCGAAUUAAUUUUCCCCAUAAGAAAUAAUGGAAAUCCAAUUAAUCUGUUCCAGACAGCCAAAAGUAUUAAAAAAAAUAUUUUUUUUUUCACGAAAUAUACAUUUCCCUACAAAGAAAACAAUGAGACAUGCACAAUAACUAUAUAAAUAAAUGUUAAAAUGACACUUGCCUUUAUUGAAGAGUAUUGAUGUUUUUCUUGAAAACACUGGGAUUUUCAGAGUGAUAUAUACAUGAGUAAAGGAUUCACUUUGCAAUCCCCACUAGCAUUACAACAAAACAAGAAAGUUAGCCUGUCUUUCAUAGGCUUGUGUCCUGGGAGUGCCUUUUCCUCCUGAGUAGUGUAGGUCCUGUUCGGCAUUUUCUUCCAGAACAGGCCUGUUUCGUCACAAUUGAACACUUGUUGGGGUUGGAAUUUUUCAGCUUCGCCAUGCCUUAUCACACUGUGUAUGCCACUACGAUUCUUAAAUCUCUCAAACCAACCUUUGCUGGCCUUAAAUUCACCAAUAUGAGCACUAGUUCCAGGCAUUUUUUCCUGUUCCCCUGGGUGUUAGUCAACUGGUGUGGAUCGCAUCCUGAAGGACAAGAUUAAGGACCUCAAUGGAAAUAAGUUAGACAGCCCUCAAUGACACACUGACUUUCUUGGGUUAUCCUGGGUGGCUAACCCUCUGGGGUUAAUUGUUUCUCGGUAAUUGUUUCUCGUUAAGCCACACCAACAACAGUCUCCACAUCUUCAAGUAGUACAGCUGAUGGUGGUGCAGCACAGCUGACCAUGGUACAAUAGUAUUUCGAUAGUAUUUUUCACCCUUUUUAUCACAGGGUUGGCACUAGAAACUUUCUUUGGGCCCAUGGUGGCUUAUUUAGCAGUUACAAGCACUAAAAACAAUGGAAUAAUACAAAAUGUAUCGAAUGUGUGCAUGGAACCGGCCACCCUGGCUUGUAAACAAUGACAGCAGGGCAGCUGAGGUGCUCAGGCUGGACAGACAGGUUCAGGAUGAGUCACAUUGGUCGAGUUUUUCAUUGUUGGCCGGGCCAAAAUUUUACGCUUAAACGCUUCAUUGAGCGAAUUUAUCAUUAGACAAUGCCUUCGUUGCUUGAGGGUCCACUGUACUCAAUAAUAAUCACUGAGUCUCAUUAAAUGUCAUACGUUAUGUUAAUAUACACAUUUUCAUUAAUCCAUCCAUGAUAUUUUUUCAAAAUUAUAUAAUAAACACGAUACGUAAUAUAUAAAGAUGAUAAAUACACCCCACAGUAGAAAAAAUUAACAUAAAUAUGAGAUGUGAUAGCUAGAUGACUUGUACGAGUGAUGGCAAGAAUAAUGUUUUCUCUAGUCUAACAUAAGAGAAAAUGUGUUACUGUGGGUAACUGUAGAAGAUUAUUCCUUUUGUAUGCCUUCACUCAGAGUGUCAUUUCUUCUAAAAAUGGUGUUAAACGAGAAUGGGAGUGUUCCUCUUCAUUUAUUCUACCGUAUCAACGUACAGACAACUUGUACACAAUGUAACUUGUACACAAACCAGAUGCAUAUGCCUGGUUUGUUUACAUAACUUCGCGCCUGUCCUCUCUCAUGUACUCAUGCUCUCUCUCUCAUAUAUUUGUUUUAUCUUGUUUACUCACCUCUGACAUUAAGACUACAAAUAUUUUACGGUAAGUAAUGAGUGAACUCUAUAUGCAUUUUAUCACUCUGGGAUGCUUAAAUGUUGUAGAAUAUUAUGUGUGAGUGGGGUGGCCUGGUGUGGUAGCCUGGCUGACUACCAUACAUACCACACUUGAUUUCUUACAAUUAAUGCUACUCAUCUCACCCUAGAGUAAUGAGUGUACUCUGUGUAUUUUACUUUUUUACUGUUUUUUAAUGCCAAGUUCUAUUGCAAACUUAAUAUAUGUUAGUGUAAACUUGUUAUCAUCUAGUAUUUAUAUGCAUUUAUAAAUGAAAAAAGGGUGUUCCACUUUACGGUGGCUUCUGCUUUACAGCGGUAGCCUGGAACCUAACCUGCCAUAUAAGUGGGACCCUACUGUAGUUCCUUUAUAUAAAGGGAGGGGGGACAAGAGAGAUUGUAAAAAUUAUAGGGGAAUAAGUUUACUGAGUAUAACAGGUAAAGUGUACAGCAGGGUUAUUAUUGAAAGAAGUAGAGGUAAGACAAAGAGCAGGAUUGCAGAUGAGCAAGGAGGCUUUAGAUUUUGUAGGAGAUGUGUAGAUCAAGCGUUUACAUUGAAGCAUACAUGUGAACAGUAUUUAGAUAAAGGUAUGGAAAUUUUCAUUGCAUUUAUGGAUUUAGAAAAGGCAUAUGAUAGAGUGAAUAACGGAGCAAUGUGGCAGAUGUUGCAAGUAUAUGGAAUAGGUAGUAAGUUACUAAAUGCUAUAAAGAGUUUUUAUUUGGAUAGUGAGGCUCAGGUUAGGGUGUGUUGGAGAGAGGGAGAUUACUUCCCGGUAAAAGUAGGUCUUAGACAGGGAUGUGUAAUGUCACCAUGGUGGUUUAAUAUAUUUAUAGAUUUUUAUUAUUUUUUUUUUUUUUUUAUCACACUGGCCGAUUCCCACCAAGGCAGGGUGGCCCGAAAAAGAAAAACUUUCACCAUCAUUCACUCCAUCACUGUCUUGCCAGAAGGGUGCUUUACACUACAGUUUUUAAACUGCAACAUUAACACCCGUCCUUCAGAGUGCAGGCACUGUACUUCCCAUCUCCAGGACUCAAGUCCGGCCUGCCGGUUUCCCUGAACCCCUUCAUAAAUGUUACUUUGCUCACACUCCAACAGCACGUCAAGUAUUAAAAACCAUUCGUCUCCAUUCACUCCUAUCAAACACGCUCACGCACGCCUGCUGGAAGUCCAAGCCCCUUGCACACAAAUCCUCCUGGUGGUCGUAAAAGAAACAAAUGCUUGGCUGUUGGGGAGAGGGGUGGGAUUAAAUUAUGGGGAAUCAAAUACAAAAUGGGAGUUCACAUAGUAACUUUUUGCUGAUGAUGCUGUGCUUUUAGGAGAUUCUAAAGAAAAGUUACAAAGGUUAGGGAGGGUGUGUUUGGGAGGGUGUGUAAAUGUAGAAAGUUGAAAGUGAAUAUAGAUAAGAGUAAGGUGAUCAGGGUUUCAAACGAUUUAGAUAAAAAUUAGACGUCACAUUGGAGAGAGGAAGUAUGGAAGAAGUGAAUGUUUUCAGAUAUAUUUGGGAGUUGACUUGUCAGUGGAUGGGUUUAUGAAGGAUGAGGUUAACCAUAGAAUUGAUGAUAGAAAAAAGGUGAGUGGUGCUUUGAGGUAUCUGUGGAGACAAAAAACAUUAUCAAUGGAGGCAAAGAAAGGAAUGUACGAAAGUAUAGUGGUGCCAACACUCUUAUAUGGGUGUGAAGCUUGGGUUGUAAAUGCUGCAGCGAGGAGGUGGCUGGAAGCAGUGGAGAUGUCCUGUCUAAGGGCAAUGUGUGGUGUAAAUGUUAUGCAGAGAAUUCAUAGUGUGGAAAUUAGGAGGAGGUGUGGAGUUACUUAAAGUAUUAGUGAGAGGUCUGAAGAGGGGUUGUUGAGGUGGUUUGGUGAUUUAGAGAAAAUGGAACAAGGUAGAAUGACUUGGAGAAUGUAUAAAUCUGUAGGGGAAGGAAGGCGGGGUAGGGGUUGUCCUCGAAAAGGUUGGAGGGAGGGGGUAAAGGAGGUUUUGUGGGCGAGGGGCUGGAAUUUCCAGCAAGCAUGUGUGAACGUGUUAGAUAGGAGUGAAUGGAGACGAAUGGUUUUUGGGACCUGACGAGCUGUUGGAGUGUGAGCAGGGUAAUAUUUUGUGAAGGGAUUCAGGGAAGCCAGUUAGCCGGACUUGAUUCCUGGAAAUGGAAAGUACAAUACCUGCACUUUAAAGUAAAGGAAGUAAAGGAGGGGUUUGGGAUAUUGGCAGUUUGGAGUGACUAUCUAAACUGUCAUAUCUGGGUGCCUCUGCAAAUACAGUGAUUAUGUAUGAGUGAUGGUGAAAGUGUUGACUGGUAAUGAAAGUUUUUUCUUUCCUUUGGGUCACCCUGCCUUGUGGGAGACGGCUGACGUGUUAAAAAAAAGAGGUGUGUGUUAUGUUAAGAUGAUCGUGUAUACCACACCGCCCAUCAGACACACACUUGUAUAUAUGAUGCAUAGAUGCAUGGUGGUGGUUUUUUUUUUUUUUUUUUUUUUUUUUUUUUUUUUUUUUUUUUUUUUUUUUUUUUUUUUUUUUUUUUAGGAACAAGAUGUUUGGGCUGGUUGUAGGGCUCUUGCUAGAGCUGGUGGUAGGCUGAUCUGAUUCUGGGGCAAUGUCCUCCCAUAGGUAGUUUUCAGAUGCUACUUGGUUAGAUGUCAGGGUAGUUUUAUCUGUUUUGAACAUAGAUUUGCUCUGGUGGUACCCAUUCUUCUAUAUCUUCAGGGAGAUUACUCAGAAUCUUUGGUCUUGAGAAGUCCUCCUUAUAUAUGAAACAUCAGAUUCUUUGUUGGAGGGACUUCCUGUGUCCUAUGGAGAGGUGUAUUGAUGAUGUUAGUGGUGUUAGUUGGCUGGGGUGGGUUUCUCUGUCUGAUAUGUAGAGUUCUUGCACGGCAUAUAGUUGUCAAGCCUGAUAUUUAUCGCGUUGAUCUUUUGGAUAGGCAGUGCUUCCAUUCUGAUUCUGUCCCUCAGUCUAGUGCCUGUGAUAAAGCAGAGUGCCUUGUUGUGGACUCUACAGCUGUAAUGUGUUUUUUCAUUGUUAGUGACAUGGGCACACAAGGAUAUUUCAAGCAUAGGUCUCAUCAUCAUCUUAUAUAGGUGCUUCUUGAUAUGUGAGGAGAGGCCUUAUUAAAUGUGUAUAUCUGGCUGAGGCAGACUUGCUAAGUUUACAUUUUUGGUGACGUGAUGAAAAAUGGAGUAAUCUGUCUGUCUCAUAGCCCAGGAUCUUAUUCAGAUUUUUGAUGGUGAUAGGUGUACCUCUGAUGUAGAUUCCGUCAUUGUUUUCAAUUGUUGACAUAACAUCAGAUAGUGCUGAUGAGGACUUUGUCAAGAUUGGUCGAGAUUGUCAUUUCUUUUCCCAGUUGACUGUUCUUCGCAAUUCCGUGUUCAUUUUAUGUCACCCUGUCAUGCCUGUUUUUUUUUUUUUCCGACACAGGGAAUGCUUAGUCACACUGAAACAUGAGUUCCUCAUUCUUAAUCAAAGUGCCAGUUACAUUUAACAGGAUGAGCCCUUUGAUGUUUAGGCAUUCAUUGCUCAAAAACCUGUUACACUCCCAGGGUGCUUUUCUGGAGGAACUACCCAUGAUAACCGAGUUUGGCUGAUUAAUUUCAUGUCAACUUUGGUAAAUCACAGGUUUGGUCAGCAGGUGUAUUACCUAUGAGUAUGACACACAUCCCAACCAAUAAUCCCACAUCAGCAUGAGAAUAUCAAAGCUCAUUAUGUUUUUUACUUAUAUUGUAACUCGCUAUACUGUCUGUAAAAGUUAUCAAUAUUUUGGGUAGGAAUCAUUUGCUGCUGCUGCUGCUGCUGCUGCUGCUGCUGCUGCUGCUGCUGCUGUAUUUCACACAUGAGUAUAAUAUGUGUAUGCAAUUGUAUAGAGGAAGAAACCAUGUAAUAUGGCUGCAACAAUUCACAGCUAACACAUAAUUUGGAGAGGACACUUUACAUGUUUGUCCUGGUCUAAUAAGUUGCAAAUGAGAGAAAAUUGUGAAAAAAGAAGGCAGGUCAGGUAAAGAGAUGAGAAAGUUAGGAGACAGGUCAUGUGAAGACAAGACUAGAUCAGAAGAGGUAAGGAGAAAGUCAAGGUCAGGUCAAGACAUGUGCAUUCUGAAGAUACAGCAUGUAACAAUAUAUGGGACUGGGAAAGGCUAACAUCAACAGAAAAAGGUAGGACCAAGAUUCAUGUUAGAAAUGCUAUGUAUUGUACAAGGGCUGAGACUGCAUCUGUGAAGGCUGAGAGGGAGUUAGAGAUAGAGUAUUAGUGUGUGUUAGAGAGUGAGUGAGAUGGAGAGCGGGUGGGAGAUGGAGGGCGGGUGAGAGUGAGUGGGUAUUUGUUUGUUUUGGCAGAGGAUCAACUUAUAGAAUUGUGUUCUGAGAUGAACUCUUCUUCUAUUUCAUGUUAUCAUUAUUUCCUGUGCAUUGGGUCAUGAUUAGCAUUAAGUUAGCUUUGGCUCUUUUAGGCUUGAAAUAUGUAGUACUUCCUCCUGCAGGUUCCUCCAUAGAUGAAAAUAUUAAGGGCAUUUGGACAUUAAGCUGCUGUUCACUCCAAGGAGAGUCACUUUCAACAUUGGACCCAAAGAACCCAUUGACUGGAAACCAGGGUUUCACUAUGAGUGGCACCUAGUGCAGGAAUUUUGCAUCCUGCUAAGUCUUAAUAGGAAAGUAGGAAGACUAGGACCACAUUGCUCCACAUUCAUGGCUUUUUAUGAGCCUUUCACUCAUCCUUCCGAAUGCAGAUACUGUUACUACCAACCUAACCUGAGUCUGGUUCAGUUUCUGUGAAUCUCGACUAAUAUGAGUUCAAAUUACUUGUUUAAUUAGUUCUAUGCUAUUCAGGUAUGACUAUUUUGUACAAGGUAUAGUCAACAAACUGCCUACAGACUGGAUUCUCUGUUAAUCUUGCUUCAGGUCUUGUUGCUAGUUCGUGACUCAUUUCAACUAUCAGUAGAUUUAUAUUGGGAUAAACUCUAAGGCAGGAUUCUUUCCAGAAUAGAGUCCCAUGACACUAUAGGUGUAUCAGGGUUCCUGCUAUUGUCAGCUUGUGUGCCUUUAGAACUCAUAAUGAAGGGCAUGAAGAUUAAGAGUAUGUCUACCUCACAUCUUUACUGUAACCCUGUUCCUCCACUACAGUAAAUCACCUUGUGACAUCAACGUGCAAUACAUUAAGGUAUGUUACUUUUUGCAGGUAGCUGUGCUAGAUCUUCAGGAGAAUUGUUCUAAGAGCAUUUCCACAGAGGGAUUUUCUGUACUUUGGACUCCCCUGAAUUUUUGUACAUAGAUAUCAGUGCCCUUACCUAAUACAGGGAUGAAUCCUGCUCUUCCCUUUCUACUUUACGUUAGGGUGACCAUCAGUAAGCAGUGAUGAAAUACUGUUCUUAUGGGUAUCUGAUGCAACAUGGCCUGAGCUAUAAACAGGUUGAAAGUAAUAUCCCGUCCUGAUAUAAUAUUAAAGUUCUGGGAUAUUAUGGCCUCUGCUGGUAUAAAUAUGAAGCAUACUAGAAUGACCAUUCUGUUAGCCAUCACUAAAUUAGUGGUGUCUCUAAAUCCUGACAUUGUUAGAUCUCCAUUGUAAUGAUGGGGUUUCAAAAGUUGCUUCAUGCAAUGAUAGGAAUUUUCUGGUUAGCAGGAAGGUGAACUGGAGCCAGUCCCCUAACUUAGGAUUUAAGACUUUGGCCCAAGAUCUGUAAUGAGACCCCUUGAUGCUGGUGAGGGGCUCUUGAUCUAGGGAAUUGGAUCUGUGCUCCAGUUCCCUGAAUUGAGCCUGAAUACCUUCCAUUCCCCCCCCCCCACAUACACUAUAUAAUUCUAUGGGUUUAGUACUUCCCCAUGAUUAUAAUAAUCAUAAUAAUCUGUAAUAAGAGAUCCUCUACUUUUAACCUCCCUGAUAAGAUUCUAGCAUAGUGUUUUCAAAAAUCACUCGGAGCACAAGGUUGAGAGCUUUCUGCUCAGUUCAGUUUUACUUUGAAUUUACCAGUUUUUGGUAUCCAGCUGGCUGCUUCUUUAAAUUGGGUGCUGGUGAUAGGUAGGUUCCAGUAGGGGCUCAUAGAGCCUGAUCUCAGCAUACAAUGGUUUAAAGUAUGAUUUAUUUUGUUAAAGGUUCCAUGAACCACGGUGUUUGCCGCCUCCCAGUGUCAGCUGUUCCUUCUUAGGUUAUAUUAACUGAUGCUUAAAGCUUGUACAUCUGGUGCUGCAGACAAGGAAGUGCAGGUGUGCUUCAGAGAGAAAGCUGAAGGCUAAGUUGACAAAAACUUGUAUAGUCCAUUAAUGUUGUAGUAAGAGGUUUACAGACAUUGAAAUUGCAGUAGUGGUUCAUAGAGCCUUCCACAAAGCUUUCAUACUUAAAAAUAUUGUAUUAUAAGUUGUGAUAUCUAGGUUAAUUUAUUUUUUCAUGUUUAUUACCUUUUUUUAAUAAUCUCAUGAUAAACUGAUUAAUGAUUGGUCUUAGUUCAAUAUGUGGAUAAAUUAUAAAAAUAUAAAUGUAUUUAGAAUAAAUUAAUUGGAGUGAUUCUUGCUUAAAUUAUUUAAGUAUAUGAAUAUACUAGAAAUGUUUUUCUACUAAUGUGGAGUACGUAUUUUGGCAUUACUGUAUUAUAUGACAUUUUUUAGAUUUUUAACACACUGCUUAAAAUGUACAGUAUAACCUUUUCUUAGUUUGUAACACAAAAAUAUGUAAUACUUGAUUAGUUUGAAUUCAAAGGGUCUUUCAUAUAAGAUCAGCUUUGUACAAAUGCAAUACGAUAUAUAAAAAACUUGACUUUCAAUCUCAAUAAAUGUACACUGUAUUCGAAUGAUGAUUGGCAUAAUAUAUCUAAUGGACCAAAACUUUUAUGAAUAAAUGAAAUAAUUUAAA
Molecule: messenger RNA, 12874 nt
Organism: Cherax quadricarinatus
Lineage: Eukaryota; Metazoa; Arthropoda; Malacostraca; Decapoda; Parastacidae
Product: ubiquitin thioesterase otubain-like
Biological process (GO): protein K48-linked deubiquitination
Cellular component (GO): nucleus
Molecular function (GO): cysteine-type deubiquitinase activity; ubiquitin binding
Source: RefSeq, a predicted model, not a curated record